AUUCACAUUAUCUGCUCUCCCACGUUGCUUUUGGAAUUUAAUGUUCGCCAGUAUUACGCUACAGUGCACAUCUCUGCUUUCCUAAGUAAUAUGGCUGAAUCUACUGACGGAAAGAAUCUGGAGACGCAACUAAAAAAGGUUGCCUUAGCGUCUGCCUGUACGCUUACAGGACCAACAGCAUUUGAACCUCCGGAGCCAGGUCAUGGUUCGUUUUACAAAGACUAGCUGCUUGUGUGGCUUCUCAACUCGCCAUGCAGUGCUAACAUUACCUCUUUGUUUAACAGAUGACGGCUCCGAGAGUGUAGAAGACAAGGUAAGAAAAGUCAGACAAGAUGGCAGUGUAUACAAAUGGCAUCUAAAAGAAGAUGACGCAGGUAAAUAA
Molecule: messenger RNA, 382 nt
Organism: Porites evermanni
Lineage: Eukaryota; Metazoa; Cnidaria; Anthozoa; Scleractinia; Poritidae
Source: the annotation of a GenBank genome assembly